Striga hermonthica is the source of this 1701-nucleotide messenger RNA. The record is from the annotation of a GenBank genome assembly. Lineage: Eukaryota; Viridiplantae; Streptophyta; Magnoliopsida; Lamiales; Orobanchaceae.
AUGGCCAACACUUGGAAAACUGAUAGUCCUCUGGGCAUGGCUUCUAGCAAAGCUAAGACCGUAGCUGAUUUGGGAUAUUCUAUACAGUGUCCAAUGCCAAGCACUAUGACACUAUCUGCUAGUACAGUUCUGGCAACAGAUUCUGGAACUAAGUUAUCUGUUGUGCAAGAUUCUUAUCAUUUGAAUGACUAUGGUCAUUGUGCUGAUACCGAGUAUAUGAAUGCGACUCAUGUAGCUCGACAAGAUGCGUUAACUUCAGCGAAGCAGUUAUACCUAUCUCUGAUGUCCGGUGACCCAACCUUGUACAAGGCAUGCAAGGGGUCAUCUAUAUUGGUUAGUGAUGUGGUCAAUUCACAUGAAAAUUGGCACUUACAUGAAUGCUGCAGCAUCGCAACCAGAACGGUACUUGUCUCGAAAAGACUCAUGGAAUAUGGUGAAGGUCUUUCUGAAUACAAUGAUCGAAAUUUGAAGAAGCAUAAGAAUAACUCCUACUCAGGCAAUGCCGGUCUUGGUCCAUUGUUGCCAAGUGCUGCAAUCGAGAAUCUUAAACAAUCUGCAAGUACAGCUGCACUCGCAAAAUGUGACACCAAGUUAUCACAUGUGGAAAGUUUGGAUCAGAUUAAGAAUCAUGGUCGUUGCUCUACUGACAUCGAGCGCACACAUGUGAUAUAUCAGGCUACUCAAGACCCGCUGACAUCAGCUAACCAAUCUUCCUAUCUUGAGAACUAUGGUUGCUCAACCUUGUUAAAAUCAUCUAUUCUGGUUACUGAUGAGGCCACUAAACAUGAAAUCUUUCAUGUGGAUGAAAACAAUACAGUUGCAAUGAAACUUAUACAUACAUCUAAGAGAAAACUGGAGCAGAGCGUUGGUAAUCCUGAAUACACCAAUGGGAUUUUGAAGAAACGUCAAAAGUACUGUUGCACAGUGCAUGAAGUGAUAAUUCCUGAUCAUUUGAAAGUAACAAACACAGAAUGUGUCGAUUUGAGCUCUCUCAUUGUUGGAUCUGGAGCAUUUUUUGGGCUCCUCCCACACAAGGCCACUGAUAGCAAUGUGGAAUUGUCUAUUCACGAGGAACCUGCAACGUUAAAUCAAAUGUAUGCAAGGGAUGAAAAUCAGGGCAUGGCCUUGCACUCGGCGACAAAUGGAAUUCUUGAUGUCAAGAUGGGAACUAACAAGGAGAAUGGCAACUCACCUUCUGUUUCACAGGCUGCUGAGCUGGCACAUGAAAUACUUGACUCAUUCGGUCGUCAGUAUGAUGUGACUUCGCUUCCAAGUGAUACAUAUUCAAAUGUGAGCACAUCAAAGGUGCAGUUCACUGUGAAGCUCGCUGGAUAUUCUUUAUCAUCGCAGGAAGACUUGGCGCUGCAAAAAUUUUCGCUCACCGACUGUUGCUCAUCUCUUCCGACGAGUCCCUGUCCGUCGAGGGGCGGUCUUCUCAUUCCGGCGAUUCACAAUCUGUUGCUAUUCCCAUUUCCGCUGCUCAGGCUGCUGCUCUUCCCCGGCGCCGUUGCUCAUCCCCGAUCUAAAGGCAACAAGGCAGACGAUGAAAAUCAUAACGAGAUUAAGGAGGGUAUUAACGAUGUGCCCGAUCGCAGGCAAAAGACUGGAUGGGAAUGGGAGGCCGCACCCGGCCCCCUGCUUGUUAGCCUCCUCCGGGCGAGCGAGCGUCCUGCAGCUGCGGUGCUGCCUCGCGCUAGCUAG